GUCGUCAUUAGGGGAUCGGUGUUAAUUGGUGGUACAAAUAGUUUAAUAAACAAUUUCAAAAUAGGUAACUGCAAUCCAUAUAGAAAUAAUCGCAAAACUGACAACGACGACAACAUGUCGGAUGAAGCAGAUUUUGAACUUUUCUCUGGCAAAAAAUCCAAAGCCAAACAUGACAAAGCUGACGCUGCCAAGAAUGCGGGGCAAACCCAUGACAUCAUCACACCAACAAAUCAAGUAAUUGUUUCACGUUCUACUGAGGAGGAGUACUACCCAAAUAAUAACCCAAAUGUGGGUAUUGCCGUUAUACUGAAUCACAAAUACGUCAAGGGUCAGAAAGAUCGUAUGGGUACGGAGAAGGAUCGUGAUACGAUCGCGCAAACAUUGAAGUUAUAUGGCUUCGAUGUGCGUGUAUUUAAUGAUCUCACAUUCGAGGAGGUGGAUGGACAGCUAAGGGCAAUCGCCAAAGACGAUCACACCAACAAUGAUUGUUUUGUAUUGGUUGUUAUGUCACAUGGCGCCGAAGGGCGAGUAUUCGCCAGCGAUAUGAGUUAUCCGGUGGAACGCCUAUGGCAACCAUUCUUGGGCGAAAAUUGCAAGAGCUUGAUUAAUAAGCCAAAAAUUUUCUUUGUGCAAGCGUGCCGCGGUGAGCGACUAGACAAACCUGUCGUCUUUAGUGAAUUCGCUGUGAUGACGCGACAAAUUGGAGGGCCUAGCCUACCCGAAGAAAAACCGCCUGUGAUAACCUAUGCUAUACCAAAUACAGCCGAUCUACUAGUAAUGUAUUCGACAUUUGAAAAGUAUUAUUCAUUUCGUAACGUCGAGAAUGGUUCUUGGUUCAUACAGAGCCUAUGUGAAGUCUUGACAGCGAACGCCCAGAAGUCAAAUGCAAGCACUGAAGGUGUUGAUUUCCUACGCCUACUGACCGCAGUCAAUCGCAAAGUGGCUUAUGAAUAUCAGUCAUUCGCCAAAGUUGAGGCAUUGAAUCAAUUAAAGGAGAUGCCAAACUUUCUAUCAACACUCACCAAAACCUUUUAUAUCAAAGUGAAGUGUCGCCACAGCAAGUGAAUCAUUAAAAAAUAAAGCCAUUGCAGAGCAA
Molecule: messenger RNA, 1096 nt
Organism: Anastrepha obliqua
Lineage: Eukaryota; Metazoa; Arthropoda; Insecta; Diptera; Tephritidae
Gene: Decay
Product: caspase-3
Exons: 4
Coding region: 115-1065 (316 amino acids)
Biological process (GO): proteolysis; apoptotic process
Cellular component (GO): cytoplasm
Source: RefSeq, a predicted model, not a curated record